CACUACUGUAGGACAAAAAAUAUAGCCACAGAUUAUAUAGCUAGCUAGCAAGAUAGCUAGAGAAACGUAAACGCAAAGAAGCAAAUGAAAGUCCACUAAUCAUGUAUUAUACAUCGACUACAAUACUACAUUUACUAUGGAUAUGUCUGCUCUGUCUUACCCUGCUGAGCCCAUAUUCAUUUGCUGGUAAAAUGAAGAUUGUUGAGGAACCAAAUACAUUUGGGCUCAACAAUCCCUUUUUGGCCCAAGGAAGUAGACUCCAGCCCAAGGUGACUCCAGGCCCAGUGUCAGGACCAGCACAUCUCCACCGACUAGCAGGAAAGUGCUACAGUUACAUAGAGUCCACGUAUAAAUAUGAAUUCUGUCCAUUCCACAACAUCACCCAGCAUGAGCAGUCAUUCAGGUGGAAUGCUUACAGUGGCAUACUGGGAAUCUGGCAGGAGUGGGAGAUUGUGAACAACACCUUUUUGGCCAUGUGGAUGAGAGAAGGAGAUGCCUGUGGGAAUGAAAAUAGGAGAACAAAGGUCAUUCUGACCUGCGGUGGAAGUAGCAAGUUGGCUCAAGUGUCAGAGCCCACUACCUGUGUGUAUUCUCUAACCUUUGAGACCCCACUUGUAUGCCACCCGCAUUCUCUCUUAGUGUACCCAACUCUGAGUGACAAGCUGCAGAUGGAAUGGGAUGAAGCCGAACAAGCCCUCUAUGAGAACCUCAUUACUGAGCAGGGCUACAAUAAUAUACUGAGGGAUAUUUUUGAGGAUGCUGGUUUCCUAAAGAGCCAAAAGGUAAAGGAGAAGCCGGAGAUCACAACUACCUCAAAGACACAUGAUUCCUUGCAGAAAUGCAAUGAGGACGUCCGUAAACAGAGUGAAGAGAUUGCGAGAUUGCAAGCUCUUCUCACUCAACAUAACAUUCCCCAUGAGUCAAAGGCGGCUAAGGCGAAGAUUCCAGUGACUGUGCAAAAUCGGCACCUGAGGGGGGACAACGGCCUCAUCGCAGACCUACUCUGAGGAUCUCAGACAUUUACACAAAAUAUUAAUAAUUGCAGACCACAAACUGGACAGCAGAGAAGGCAGAUGUCACACAGUUAACAUGCCAGUUCCACAUUAGAGAAUUCAAGUAUUUAAAAAAAUACAACUUUAGAGAAUCAACCAUGUUUUCUUGACUGUGACAUUUACUCUGAGUGACAAGCUGCAGACUACCAGUAGUCUCCAAUGGCAUAGCUACAUUCUUAGAAUCAUUGUUUUUCAACUCCAUUGUCUGUCUAGACUGAAAUCAUACCUCUGCUAUCAAAGGAAGGACGCUGAAGAUUUAAAUUGUUUGAUUCAGAUUUUUUUUUUUUUUUAAAGAAAAUAAAAAGUUACAGCCUUGAGCAAA
This is a messenger RNA of Coregonus clupeaformis (lake whitefish), 1374 nucleotides long. It is a transcript of the gene gnptg, whose product is annotated as N-acetylglucosamine-1-phosphate transferase subunit gamma. The transcript has 11 exons. The coding region runs from base 102 to 1007 and encodes 301 amino acids. The record is from RefSeq and is a predicted model, not a curated record. Gene Ontology annotation, cellular component: Golgi apparatus. NCBI's taxonomy places the organism in Eukaryota, Metazoa, Chordata, Actinopteri, Salmoniformes, Salmonidae.